Messenger RNA from Diversispora eburnea, 2403 nucleotides. Lineage: Eukaryota; Fungi; Glomeromycota; Glomeromycetes; Diversisporales; Diversisporaceae. The record is from the annotation of a GenBank genome assembly.
GAAAUGUCAAAAAGAUCUGUGAGAAAACGCGCGCGUCUCAGUGAAGAUAUAGAUGAUCGAUUAAUUUCCUACAUAGAACGGAUCCAACAAGAAAAUAAUAGUGCAGAAAUUACAGCUGCUACCUUGUUCGAAUAUGUUCAAAAUGUAGAUUUUAGAUUCAAGCGAAUGAAAAAAUGGCAACUAGAGAAAGGCAUUGAUCGAGUAAAAAUUGCGAAAAUAUAUAAUUUAUUAGUAUUGAAAUCAUUAAAGAAUCAAAAGCUUGAUGACCAAUACGAAAAUUCUUCGGCUUUAAGUGCAAUAGUAUCAGAAAAGGGAUCAAAGAUCGGAAAUCCUCACAAUUCAGAAAUUGAAAAUACGGAAUUUUCGGAUACUUCUUCUGAUGAUUAUGAUUCGGAAGCAAUGGAGUUUGAUGAAGGAAUGGAACCGAUUCAAAUGAUGGAGGUCAAGGACACAAAUUUCAUGAAUAACUCUAUUACAAAAGUGUGGUCUCGACAUCUUCCACAGUCGGCUGAAUCAUCGCCUAAACCUGAAGUGCAUAAAGUUCAAGAGAAAAAAGACAAAAUUAAAUCUACUAAAAAAAUCAACAAGGGAACUGUGGAAAACAGGAGAUCCACAAGAUCCAUAACAAUUGUAGAUGCUAAAAAUACAACGGCAAGAUUAUCAGACUUAGGAGGGAUUGAUACUUGUAUUGAAGAAGUUUUAGAGUUGAUUGCUAUGCCUUUAGCUCAUCCAGAGAUUUAUAUACACACUGGCGUUCAACCACCGAGAGGAAUCCUAUUACACGGCCCUCCUGGAUGUGGUAAAACAUUACUUGCCAAUGCUAUUGCUGGGGAAUUGGGUGUACAGUUUAUUAGUAUUUCUGCGCCUUCAGUGGUCUCUGGAAUGUCUGGGGAAUCAGAGAAAAAGAUUAGAGAAGUUUUUGAUGAAGCUAAAGCAAAAGCCCCUUGCCUCAUAUUUAUUGACGAAAUAGAUGCCAUCACUCCAAAAAGGGAAACAGCUCAACGAGAGAUGGAAAGACGAAUUGUUGCUCAAUUGUUGACUUGUAUGGAUGACUUAUCAUGGGAUAAGACGGACAAUAAACCUAUAUUAAUAAUUGGUGCGACAAAUAGACCAGAUUCUUUAGAUCCUGCACUUCGUCGGGCUGGUCGAUUUGAUAGAGAAAUUAGUCUAGGAGUUCCUGAUGAGCAAGCAAGAGAAAGUAUUUUAAAGGUCAUUGCUUCAAAGUUGAAACUUUCUGGUGACUUUGAUUAUAAAGCUUUGGCAAAAUUAACUCCUGGAUAUGUUGGGGCCGAUUUGAAUGCGUUAACAACUGCAGCAGGUGUUAUCACAGUAAAACGAAUCUUCACACAAUUGGCUGAUAAUCAACCAAAUAAGUCACCAAAUUCCAUUGCAUCACAAGAUCUAUUCACCUCAUUUGAAAAUCAAUCGCCUACGGAGCAAUUGCGUUCAAUAUCCAGUUUUCUUGCCAAUCAUCCAAAUUCACUUACUGAAGAGGAGCUUGAACCCUUGAGUAUUACUAAUGAGGAUUUCUUGCAAGCUCUAUCAAAAGUGCAACCUUCAUCUAAACGUGAAGGAUUUGCUACAGUACCGGAUGUUACUUGGGAUGAUAUUGGCGCAUUAAAAUUUGUAAGGGAUGAGUUGAGAAUGGCAAUAGUAGAGCCAAUAAAAUACCCUGAAUUGUUCAAAAGGGUUGGCAUAACUACACCUUCUGGAGUUUUAUUGUGGGGCCCUCCUGGAUGUGGUAAAACACUCUUAGCUAAAGCAGUCGCUAAUGAAAGCCAUACAAACUUCAUUUCAGUUAAGGGACCCGAAUUAUUAAAUAAGUACGUGGGUGAAAGUGAACGUGGUGUGAGACAGGUAUUUGCUAGAGCUAAGGCUUCUUCACCAUGUGUUAUAUUUUUUGAUGAACUUGAUGCACUUUGUGCACGACGAGAUGAUUCACAGUCUGAAGCUUCUGCUCGUGUCGUUAAUACAUUGUUAACUGAGUUAGAUGGAUUAGAAAAUCGGAAACAAGUUUAUGUUAUAGCUGCUACUAAUCGACCAGAUAUAAUUGAUUCAGCAAUGAUGCGCCCUGGUCGUUUAGAUAAGCUUUUAUAUGUAGAAUUACCUACAGAGUUAGAGCGAUUAGAAAUUCUAAAAACAUUAUCAAAGAAAACACCUUUGAGUAACAAUGUUUCAUUAGAAAACAUCGCUCAUUUGGCAUCUCUCGUUCGUGAAGCCGCAGUUGCAGCAUUAAGAACCACUUUAUAUUCUAAAGAAGAAAAUCCAUCAUUACAUGAAUUUAUAGAAAGUGAAAUUUUUAUAACUUCUGCAAAUUUUGAAAUGGCAUUUGAAAAAGUGACACCAAGUGUAUCUAAAUCGGAUAAACAAAGAUACAAUUCGUUUAAAAUGAGAUUUACUUGA